This is a messenger RNA of Peromyscus californicus insignis, 1922 nucleotides long. RefSeq names its product interferon regulatory factor 7 (gene Irf7). Gene Ontology annotation, molecular function: protein binding; RNA polymerase II cis-regulatory region sequence-specific DNA binding; DNA-binding transcription factor activity, RNA polymerase II-specific. Gene Ontology annotation, biological process: regulation of transcription by RNA polymerase II; immune system process. The record is from RefSeq and is a predicted model, not a curated record. The coding region runs from base 486 to 1883 and encodes 465 amino acids. Lineage: Eukaryota; Metazoa; Chordata; Mammalia; Rodentia; Cricetidae. The transcript is spliced from 10 exons. Gene Ontology annotation, cellular component: nucleus.
CGCCCCCUGAGCCGGGUCCUAUAAAAGCACUGGCUGUCUCCUUCUCACUGAGAUAAAACCGUCCCGGCGGCUCCGGCACCAGGGUCCAGCCUGCGACAGACAGCCCAUCCAGGCUUGGACGCUGGAUCAACACCUGUGACUUCACGUGUGCGCUCCCGCUACAUCUGUAGUCACAUCUAUAGCCACCCUGGCCGAGGAAUCCACACUUAGGUUCGGAACCUAGGUGGCUACAAGUUCUCAAACCUCAUCUGUGACCCUCAACACCCUACACCUGGGUCACAUUUGUGACACUUAAAUUCCCACUUGUGACCAACACACAUAAUCACAUUUGUGACACUUGGCCACACUAUCUGUGGCAACAACCUGAAACAUCAGUGACAUCCGAGGGACUCUUACCUCAUUUGUAAUAGCUGACUGCUCCAGUGGCUACAACUUGUCACAGAGUUGGACCACUCUGAUUCUCCCAGACUGUCCUUGUAGGAGCAAUGGCCACAGAGAGGGGACCCCAGCGCAUGCUGUUCGGAGAGUGGCUACUGGGUGAGGUCAGUAGCGGCCAGUAUGAGGGCCUUCGGUGGCUGGACGAGGCUCACACAGUUUUCCGUGUGCCCUGGAAGCAUUUUGGGCGCAAGGAUCUGGACGAAGCUGAUGCACGUAUCUUUAAGGCCUGGGCUGUGGCCCGAGGGAGGUGGCCACCUAGCGGCGGUAACCUGCCAUCCCCAGAGGCCGAGGCUGCUGAGCGAGCAGGCUGGAAAACCAACUUCCGCUGUGCACUCCACAGCACAGGGCGCUUUAUCUUGCGUCAAGACAAUUCAGGGGACCCCGCUGACCCGCACAAGGUGUAUGAACUUAGCCUGGAGCUUGGAUCUACUGAAGGCCGGGCCAUGGAAAAUAGGGAAGAAGUGACCCUCAGCAACGCCGUACCCACACAGGGUGUGUCCCUAGGACCGUUCUCCACAAGAGGAAAUGCUGGGCUCCAAACCCCAAGCCCUCCGCUUUCUGGGGAUACUGGGGAACUUUCUGGUGAUAACGAGGACCUCUUGCUUCAGGUUUUGGAGUACAGCCUCCUGGAGGACCACCUACUGGAAUAUGAGUCUGGGGCAAACUCAGUUCCAUCACAGGAGCCUGGCGGGAAGCAAGAACAUGCUUCUGCGGAGCCACAUGCAGCAUGGCAGGUGGAAGCUGUCCCCAGCCCCAGGCUUCAACACCCAGCUCUGAUGACUGAGCGCAAUCUAGGGUUCCUGGAUGUGACCAUCAUGUACAAGGGCCGCACAGUGCUACAGGCAAUGGUGGGGUACCCCAGCUGCGUGUUCCUGUAUAGCCCCAUGAACUCGGCGAUAAACCCAGCACCCCAGCCAGUGAUUUUUCCCAGCCCUGCUGAACUACCAGAUCAGAAGCAGCUGCAAUACACAGAGACACUUCUGCAGCAUGUGUCUCCAGGCCUUCAGCUGGAGCUGCGGGGGCCUUCACUGUGGGCCCUUCGCAUGGGCAAGUGCAAGGUGUACUGGGAGGUGGGCAGCCCCAUGGGCUCCACCAACCCCUCCACCCCAGCCCAGCUGUUGGAGCGCAACUGCCAUACCCCAAUCUUCGACUUCAGCACUUUCUUCAGAGAGUUGGAAGAGUUUCGGACCCGGAAGCGGCAAGGAUCACCACACUACACCAUCUACCUGGGAUUUGGGCAAGACUUGUCAGCAGGGAGGCCCAAGGAGAAAAGCCUAAUUCUGGUGAAGCUGGAGCCAUGGCUGUGCAAAGCACACUUGGAAGGUGUGCAGCGUGAGGGUGCGUCCUCCCUGGACAGCAGUAGUCUUGGCCUGUGCCUGUCUAGCACCAACAGUCUCUACGAUGACAUUGAACACUUCCUCAUGGAGGUGGGUCAGUGGACCUAGCCCAUAAAUACUACCCACUCAAUAAAGAGUCGAGAACCA